Molecule: messenger RNA, 1251 nt
Organism: Dibothriocephalus latus
Lineage: Eukaryota; Metazoa; Platyhelminthes; Cestoda; Diphyllobothriidea; Diphyllobothriidae
Source: the annotation of a GenBank genome assembly
AUGCUCGAGGCUGCUGUUUCAUCAGACUUAAACGAAAAGCUGCUCGGUUUGGAGAGUGUCAGUCACAAAAACGAGGAUGAUGUUUGGCGUCAGUGCGCAGAAUGGCUUUUGCGCUGUCGUGUCCUCCCGGCUGAUCAUCCAGCGUUAUUGCCUGACGCAAAUGCUCUCAUUCUUUUGCAAGCCCUUAUGAAUGGCGUCGCUCUGUGUCAUUUAUUGUCCAAUCUAAGUGACGGCGAAGUAGAUCCGCUGACGAUGAAAGACUUCAGUCCAAGACCACAGCAGUCCCAAUUCCUUUGCUGUCAAAACAUCCGUUUAUUUACGCAUCUCUGCUGCGACGAAUUUGACAUUGCUAGCAAAUAUUUGAUCGAACCGCCUGAUUUAUACCAAGCAAAAAAUUUUGGGAAGGUUAUCGAGUUGUUGUCCGUGCUUUCCUUCUGCCCCCGGGCUCAGAAAACUGGAAUUCCGUACGCGCCUCACGAAUACUACAACAACCUCGAGGAGAUCGCAGCCAGCAUGGAUGAAAUGGAAAUAGAAGCCAAGUCGCACUAUGCAGACAUUGACGAGUCUACUAAAGAAAUGAUAUACGACACAAUUGUCCACGGGGGGAAGAAAAUUUCCCAAGCGUCAGCAGCAGAAGAGGAAGCAUCUACGCCUCGAGCCUGUUGUAUCCGCGAAAUAGUCAGCACUGAGAAGAACUAUGUGGAUUCUUUAAAAAUGCUUCUUGAAAAAUACAAAUAUCCUCUCAUGAGGGUUCUUUCAGCGCAGGAGAUCGACGAAAUAUUUAAGUACAUUGAGGAGCUCCACACAAUUCACAGAGAUCUUCUAUCCAAUCUAAAUCUGGCCACUUCGUCAACCCAUAACUUUCUGAGGCUUGGUGAGGUGUUUAUCAGGGAUCGUGACAAAUUACUCAUCUACGGAGAAUAUUGUGGACAUCUACAAAAGGCUCAGACUCUCGUCACGGAGAUUCUCAGGAAUGAUGUCGAAAAGAAAACGAAGAUCGAGAUUUGCCAAUCGCAAUCUGAGAACUAUAGCAAGUUUCACCUCACGGAAUUGCUGGCCGUUCCAAUACAACGGGUUCUCAAGUAUCAUCUCUUGCUUGAGCAACUUUGGAAGUUGACAGACGAGGAUCAUCCCGAGAAGGCAGAACUCGCGGAUGCUUUUGGUUGCAUGCGGGAACUGGCGCAAACGAUCAACGAGGUGAAACGUGACCUCGAUACCCUCAGUAGUAUUGACCAAAUCCAGGCCAGGUGA